ACUCCAACUACCACUAUUAAAAGCUUGACUAUACUAUACAUCAUGGAAAAAUUAAGUGAUGAAAACACUCUUGUACCAAAAUAUUUGCAAGAAUAUGACAUAAGCGAAGAAUGUAAGGAGCUGUUAACCACAUUGCCAUCAGAAAAAGGUUGGAUUACAAAGCACUUAUAUCAAUAUCAAGGAUUUUGGUUUGCUCCAAAGGGUCUCCAAGGUGCUUUAUCUUGUCAAAAGCACUUUCAAGCCCUUGAUACUGAUAUUCUCUUAGUCACUUCUCCUAAAUCGGGUACCACUUGGCUUAAAGCAUUGUCUUUUGCUCUGAUAAACCGCAACAAAUAUCCAAAUAUUCAUAGCAAUAGCAAUCAUCCUUUGCUCACAACAAAUCCACAUAAUCUUGUUCCAUUUUGGGAGACUGGUCUUUACUACAACAAAGAUUUUGUCCCUGAUCUCAAAACAAUAUCUCCUCCAAGAAUAUUCUCUACUCAUCUAUCUUAUGAAUCAUUACCAAAAUCUGUGAAAGACUCAACUUGCAAAGUGGUGUAUCUAUGUAGAGAUCCCAAAGAUGUUUUUGUUUCAUUUUGGCAUUUCAUUAACAAGCUUAAAACAAAAAGUAGUGAAACACUUUCAUUAGAAGAGGCUUUUGAGAGCUUUUGUAGAGGAGUGUGUCCUUUUGGACCUUUUUGGGAGCAUGUAUUAGGAUAUUGGAAGAAAAGUUUGGAAAGUUCAAAGAAGGUAAUGUUCUUGAAAUAUGAAGAGAUGAAAAUGAAGCCAUAUUUUUAUUUGAAGGAAAUUGCUAAGUUUUUGGAGUGUCCAUUUUCUCAAGAAGAAGAAUCCAAAGGUGUGGUUGAUGAUAUUUUAAAUUUGUGUAGUUUUGAUAAGUUGAGUAACUUGGAAGUUAACAAGACUGAAAAAGUGUCUUUUGAUGUUGAAAACAAAUAUUUUUUUCGUCUAGGUCAAAUUGGAGAUUGGAAGAAUCAUCUUACAACCGAAAUGAUUGAGCAUAUAAACUCCAUCACAGAAAAAAAGUUGGUUAAACAUGAAUUGAGUUUUUAGAAUUUAAGAAAUUAUGCAUAAUUUUCCUCCGGCAGACAUAUGAGGAUAAUUUUAUGCAUAAUAACAUUAACUUCUUGUCAUAUUGCUUUAGACGUGAAAGAAUAAAUUUCUUUCAUUUUUUUUAUAGAUGGUAUGUUUGUUUUGUUGAUGCUACUUGGUUUUUCUUCAUGUGUUGUAUUACUUUGUUUUGAUAAUAGUUUUUCUUUAUGAUUUCGUAAUUGUGUGUUAAUUUAGGGAAUGAUUUGUGUAAGAGAUCUAGUGCUAGAUUGUUCUCCAUUAAUAAAAUUUUGCUUAUAAAAUCAA
This is a messenger RNA of Lathyrus oleraceus (garden pea), 1353 nucleotides long. RefSeq names its product cytosolic sulfotransferase 12. Gene Ontology annotation, molecular function: sulfotransferase activity. The record is from RefSeq and is a predicted model, not a curated record. The transcript has a single exon. NCBI's taxonomy places the organism in Eukaryota, Viridiplantae, Streptophyta, Magnoliopsida, Fabales, Fabaceae. Bases 43 to 1050 code for a protein of 335 amino acids.